UUCUCACUUCAAUAAAAGCACUCAUGUGUACAGUUUCAGGAGUACAAGAAACGCAUGUCAAAGACAGAAAAUGUACUUUAAUGUACAAAUCACGAGUCUGUACAUUUUUCUAUGCCAGCUGAUAUUAGGAGAUACUUUAACAUUUGAAGAGGCGACAUUAUUAAGAAAUAAUCAAUUAAGGGCUCUACAUGUGGGAACUCCUCCGAUGACAUGGGACACUGAAUUAGCUGACUUUGCAAGUAAAUGGUGUGAACAUCUAGCAGCAACAAAUACAUUAGAUCACUCAAAUUGGAGAGUUCGACCUGACGAAGCUGGGGAGAAUUUAUACAAAAUUAAAGAAGUUGUACCACUUCGCUUAUCAGAAUUGGAAAACCUAGGGGCCGAAGCAACACAAAGUUGGUACGAUGAAAUAAGUAGUUACAAGUACGGAAACCCAAAGUUUGACAGAAGAACCGGACAUUUUACUCAGGUCGUAUGGGCAGAAUCCAUCAAGUUGGGGUGUGGGUGGGGUCAAGGUCUUCAGGGAGGACUGAACACUUACGUUGUGUGUUGUGAAUAUUCUCCCCCUGGAAACUUCAUUGGAGAGUUCGCCAAUUGGGUUAUGCCUCUAAAACCCAAAAGGUACGCUACCGUACCACCAGCUACCCCAAAUAAUGUUCUCACGGCAACUACCCCGAGGCCAACAAGUCGACCAAAACCAGGGACAAAAGGCCACGUUCCAUCGGACCCGGAGAACGGAAAGAUGAAAUAUGACUGCAAAGAAGAUGUGUGUACAGUGAAAUAUACUUGCGAUCCAUGCUUCGAGUUAUCCGGGGGAUUACAAAAGGCAAAUUGUCAGAGCGAGACAAAGUGUGACGGGGCGGAACGCUUCUGUAUAUUUUCUGGAGACGCAACCGUUUGCAAACGAAAGGAUCUGGGGAACUUCUGUGACGAGAAGUUAGGCUGCUCAUUUGGAUGUCCGAAGAUGGAGCCCCCAAUGCAUGGGUCAGUCUCUGCACACACAGGGGCAACGGGAGAUACCAUCACGUAUACGUGCAACGAUGGUUACUUGCUAACCGGUGUUUCGGAGAGGACGUGUUUAGAGAACGGGAAGUGGAGUGGGGACGGGUUGACUGUUUGCUUGGAUACCACAAAAGAUGAUUGCGUCAUCGCAGAAUUUGAAGCAAAGUUAAAAUCCUGUGGUAAAGGCAAGAGAGGAUUGGUACGAUUGGGACAAGAGGCUCCAUUCGCAAUUGACUUUAAAUAUCGAUUCACAAACCCCUGUCCCAAUGAUAAACCAUUGACGUAUCACAUAUGGAUGGAUGGAAUCGAUGGAACCAGUAAAAACAUGAAGGUGAAUGUAGAAGGAGCGUCCACAGACAGCCCUGGGAGCCUGACAAACUGGUUGGAUAAAGGAAAAAAAUACACAACAACUAUAGAGUGUGCUGAAGUAGGACCCCAAAUCUUGAAAUUCUCCGCGUGGGUUCUUGGUAGAAACACAAAGGUCGUAACAGAGUGUAAAAUUCAAUGUGUCAAAUAGUCUUUCUCAGGGGAAUGGUCAUGUUACCUCAGGGACAAAACAAGUCAGGAUAGUCUCACUAACAGUCAAAACCCAUAUAAUUUUACUGGAAUGACAAUAAAUAUUAAUUCUUGUAAAAUGAAAAUUGUCUUAUAUAUAGCAGGAA
Messenger RNA from Owenia fusiformis, 1664 nucleotides. The record is from the annotation of a GenBank genome assembly. NCBI's taxonomy places the organism in Eukaryota, Metazoa, Annelida, Polychaeta, Sabellida, Oweniidae.